This is a messenger RNA of Phragmites australis (common reed), 1058 nucleotides long. RefSeq names its product dehydration-responsive element-binding protein 1H-like. Gene Ontology annotation, molecular function: DNA-binding transcription factor activity; DNA binding. Gene Ontology annotation, biological process: regulation of DNA-templated transcription. Lineage: Eukaryota; Viridiplantae; Streptophyta; Magnoliopsida; Poales; Poaceae. The record is from RefSeq and is a predicted model, not a curated record. The transcript has a single exon. Bases 205 to 954 code for a protein of 249 amino acids.
CCGAGGCCAUCCGCCACCAUGGCUUCUCCGCGUGCGAACACCAACGUCGCGAAGGCAUACCUAUAAAUACACCUCUCACAAGAUCACACUCGACACAGCUCUCACUUAAGCUCCCGCAUCAAGCUCAAAAGCAUCUCGCUCCACUCUCCAGACCAACCUCAGGCAAAUCACAGGAGACGACAGUAGCGAGCAGCAGAAGCAGCUAUGGACAUGGGUCGCCACGAGCACUCGACCUCCUCUUCCUCCUCGUCAUCGACAGAGCACAAGGCGGUCUGGUCGUCGUCUCCGACGCCGCCGAAGAAGCGCCCCGCGGGGCGCACCAAGUUCAGGGAGACACGGCACCCGGUGUUCCGGGGCGUGCGGCGCCGGGGCACCGCGGGCCGGUGGGUGUGCGAGGUGCGCGUCCCGGGGAAGCGCGGCGCGCGGCUCUGGCUCGGCACCUACGUCACCGCCGAGGCAGCGGCACGCGCGCACGACGCCGCUAUGCUCGCGCUGCGCGGGCGGGCGGCGUGCCUCAACUUCCCGGACUCCGCGUGGCUGCUCGCCGUACCGUCUGUGGGACUCUCCGACAUGGCCGACGUGCGGCGCGCGGCCACCGAGGCCGUGGCGGAGUUCCAGCGCCGUUUCGAGGCUGCCAGCGGGGCCGCCGCUUGGGCCGUUGACGAAGUGAUCUCCAGUGUGUCGGCUCCGUCGUCACUGCCUGAUAUGUCCAGCUCGUGCUCGCCGGCAACGUCGGCAGACCACGUAUUACCUGUGAUUGCGAAGGCUGAUGAGCCGGCGGCACUGGACGGCGACAUGUUCGAGCCUGAUUGGUUUGCGGACACGGACUUGGACAUGUACUACGCGAGCCUCGCGGAGGCGCUGCUGAUGGAGCCGCCGCCGCCGCCGCCGGCCACUGGAGCGUACUGGGAAAGCGGCGACGGCGGAGCUGACGUCGCGCUCUGGAGCUACUAGUUAAGAUUGAGGACCCCCGAUUGAUUGUACUCUGUUCUGAAUAUGUAACAAAAUUCAAGUCGCUUCCCAAUCAAAGUAACUUCAGCAGAUCAAUUUUUUCUGAA